Molecule: messenger RNA, 3029 nt
Organism: Megalops cyprinoides (Indo-Pacific tarpon)
Lineage: Eukaryota; Metazoa; Chordata; Actinopteri; Elopiformes; Megalopidae
Product: CD99 antigen-like protein 2
Exons: 11
Coding region: 195-794 (199 amino acids)
Biological process (GO): T cell extravasation; homotypic cell-cell adhesion; positive regulation of neutrophil extravasation
Source: RefSeq, a predicted model, not a curated record
UUUUGAUGGUUGUAGGGCAGAAGUAGUCCUCCACACCCAUAAAACUGAAAUUACUGGUUUACAAAACUUUUCAUGACAGUGGUGGUGGUACGCUUCACUGAAACGGAUUUCUACAGACAUUUGUAAUUCUACACAUUAGUUCGGGGGACCUUGAUAUCGUUUCUUAUUUUAGCUCACUUCGUUCUUUUGCAGUCAUGUCAUACUUGUGGAUUUUCUUAGUUGCAGCUCUAGCAAUCAUAACGAAAGGACAAGAUGGAUUUGACCUUUCUGACGCUUUGGAUGAUGACAGCCCAACCAAGGCUCCAAUUCCAAAGCGCCCAGAGGAACCCAAGAAACCCAGUGGAGGUGACAUGGAUCUUUUGGAUGCCUUAGGCCCAGAACCUGUUCCACCUGCUCCUAAGGACCCAAAGGCACCAGCUGGAGGUGGAUUUGAUCUUUCUGAUGCCCUUGGUCCAGAUCCAGAACCCAAGAAACCAGCAGUAAAACCACCAAAGAGUGGUGGAACUGGUGGGGGAGACUUCGGAGACUCUGAUCUGCUUGAUGUGGUUGACAGCGGUAGUGACUACAAACCAGAUAAAGGCAAAGGAGGAGGGCGUGUUCAGGACCCUUCCUAUGAUGUCAGUGGAGGGGGAGGUGAAGAGCAUCAAGAUGUAGAACUGCCCUGGACCCAGUUGCUGAAGCUACUAAGUGAUAACAUACCAGAGGGCUUCCAUAUGUGGAUACAGAACCUAAAAGAAGUAGUAGUUCCGUUGUUAGAGAGAGUCAUGGAGCUCCUUGAUGUGACUCAGAGCUGAAAGUUCUCUUGCAAGAUUUAAACUGUUAUGUUUGCUGGUUUGAAGCUGUGCAUGAAAAGUUGUCUUUUUUAGUUGGGGGGGGUAUUCGCUUUGUGGCUUUAAUGGAAGGUUUUUUAUUUGUCUCCUGGAAAGGACAGAGGUUCCUCUAGUGGGGAUAGAAGUAAUGUGUGCACUGUAUAUCAAGUGUGCCUCUGUAAACUGUAAAAAUGCUGUAACCCCAGUUUGUUUUUAAAUGUCUGAAUUUCCAAGGUGCUCCACUUUGUCCACUGUUUUACCACAAGCCAGUGAAACUACAUGCCUGGUUGUAAUUUUUUUGCUUUUACAUGGUGUUCUGUUGCUUCUUGGCCAAAAUGAACCUACUACUGAAAGAUAGCAUGCACAAUCAACUCCAAAGGAGAGGGUUGUGGCACAGAAAAUGCAGAAAAUCAUUUGAUGGAAUUUAAUUUACGAAAAGGUAAGGGGUCAAAGAAAGAAUUACUGCUAGCUAGACAGCCAAACACAUGUUUAUGUUAAAAAAACCCCCACAAAACUCCAUCUGUGAAAGGUGGUAAACAUUAAGCUUAGAAGGUCUUUAUCAUGUUUGGCUGCUGUUAGAGGCACAUUUUGUUAUUGAGGCUAUUUGAUCACAGGCAGUGAACUUGCUGUGGAUCCUUACAGGCAUCUAGUUUGCUUAUGUGAUCAUUUGUGAAACAGUUGCCUUCAGCUGUAUAUUACCAUUUACUUAUCAUUGCUACCCUUAAUCAUGAGAGCUGGGUGUGCAGACCUUUAGUGUCAAUUUUUGCAGAUGGUGAAAAAGCAAAAUGUGAAAUUUACUGUUAACUGUGCAUACUUACAUAUUUAACCACCAAUAUAUUAUACUAAGCACUCAGUUGAUCUGCAACCAAAUUAUCGGGAUUUGUAAUUUGAUUCUUGUAUCGGUAAAGGUUUGCGCUCCCAGUGCAAGAUAGAUAUACAGUAGGACUCUAAACCCAUCCAUUUCACUCCUGGUCUUCAUGAAAGAUGCCAUUCCACUGUCUUGGCAUGCUUUUGAUUACACGGCAAUCUUCCAAAGCUCUUAAAUAUCAUCAGCUAUCAAAGUUUUGUGUCAAUGUUGAAAUAAAGCCAUUUUGAGACAAAAACACACACACACACACACACAACCUCAAAGUUGCUCAGAAACUGAGCAAGUUGGUCCUUUUUAAAAUAAAAAAUUGAAAGGGCAUUUCCCCAUGCUUUUGCGGUAGGCCACGGUUCUAAAUUGCCAGCAUUGCAGAGCCUGACACAACAGGAAUGCCUUUGACUAUUCAUUUAGCUGAUUUAGAAUCUGGUGCAAUAAAGCUGGGUCAGACCUUCAGGGCCUGUUUAUCAGGAAUCAUAAUCCAUAAAAUUAAAACUAAUAAUUAGUGUCACGUGAAAAUGAAUAAACUGGUAUAUUAGUGUGACAUUUAAUAAAUUUGAAAUAAUACCUUUGUUUGUUUUUGGACAGUGUCCUUGAAGUAACAGGUUAAAAGCCAUAGCUGCUGUAUAUUGUUGCAGCCUGGACUUUUUGUGUGGAAAAGUCUUCGAGGAGUAAACUGAACAUACUCACUUCUUAAUUUAGAUGUGGAACUAAAAGAAUGCUUCUACUGUCGACUAAUAUAUGACUUAAUGUCUCUCCCUUGUGUUUUUUUCUUUUUCUAAACUAUUUUGCCAAAAUGCUAUUGUAUGUUAAUGUUUUAAGGAAAUAUUGUGCGCGUAAGGCUAUGGUAAAGGCAUGCCAAAUUUGGUUUUAAGUGAAGGUCUUUGCUUAGCAUCAGUCAUGUGUAUGUUUCAUGCAUGCUGUGGCUUACUUUCUGCUUUAAAAAAUUCUAACUUUUUAAAAUUUAAAUAAUUAUAUAAAUUCAUUAGACGCAUUGUAAAGUAGUCAUGAUAAAUGAGGACUGAUGGAAGGUGAUGCAGUUGCUUGCCCUAAAAAUCAGCCUACAACUGAAAUGAUGGUGAAGAAGCAGAAGAGUUCUACUGUUGUCUGCAUGACAAAUGGGUGUAAUAUUUUUUCACCCUGUAGAAUGCAGUGAAUGUGUUUGGUUGAGGCCUCGGGCAUGUAUAGCAUACUUCAGCUGUAUGUCAUUAUGAGGUGUGUCUGACAGUUUUUUUUUUCCCAAGUGCAAGCUUUAUAUGUCUGAUGAAUCAAGCUGACUGUUCUUGUUGAGUGGGGCAAGGUGCCUUCUCCGUUGAUAGCAAAAUCUUGUUGCGCAAUCGUUCAUAAAAUAAAAAAAA